Alligator sinensis (Chinese alligator) is the source of this 1566-nucleotide messenger RNA. It is a transcript of the gene SLC32A1, whose product is annotated as solute carrier family 32 member 1. The record is from RefSeq and is a predicted model, not a curated record. The transcript has 2 exons. Gene Ontology annotation, molecular function: amino acid transmembrane transporter activity. Gene Ontology annotation, cellular component: vacuolar membrane. The coding region runs from base 1 to 1566 and encodes 521 amino acids. NCBI's taxonomy places the organism in Eukaryota, Metazoa, Chordata, Crocodylia, Alligatoridae. Gene Ontology annotation, biological process: amino acid transmembrane transport.
AUGGCCACGCUAAUCCGGAGCAAGAUUUCCAACGUCGCCACCUCGGUUUCCAACAAGUCCCAGGCGAAGGUGAGCGGCAUGUUCGCGAGGAUGGGCUUCCAGGCGGCCACCGACGAAGAGGCGGUUGGGUUUGCUCACUGCGAUGACCUGGACCUGGAGCACAGGCAGGGGCUGCAAAUGGACAUCUUGAAGUCUGACGCCAGCGAAGAGGGAGCCGAGCCCCCCGUGGAAGGGGACAUCCACUACCAGCGGGACGGCACCGGGCCCCUGCCCCCGUCCGCCUCCAAGGAUGAGGGCGUGUGCUCGGAGCUCUCCGGCCAAGGCAAGCCCAAGAUCACGGCCUGGGAAGCGGGCUGGAACGUCACCAAUGCCAUCCAGGGGAUGUUUGUUCUUGGCCUGCCCUAUGCUAUCCUUCAUGGUGGAUACCUAGGACUCUUUUUAAUUAUUUUCGCUGCAGUGGUUUGCUGCUACACUGGGAAAAUCCUUAUUGGCUGUCUUUACGAGGAGAACGAAGAUGGGGAGAUAGUCAGGGUGAGAGACUCCUACGUGGACAUCGCCAACGCUUGCUGCGCUCCCAGGUUUCCCAAGCUUGGAGGGAGGAUUGUGAACGUGGCUCAGAUCAUUGAGCUGGUCAUGACCUGCAUUCUCUAUGUGGUGGUCAGUGGAAACCUGAUGUACAACAGCUUCCCAAACUCGCCUGUCUCCCAGAAAUCUUGGUCCAUCAUUGCCACAGCAGUGCUCCUGCCUUGUGCUUUCUUGAAGAACCUCAAGGCUGUCUCGAAGUUCAGUUUGCUCUGCACCUUGGCCCACUUUGUUAUCAACGUUUUAGUGAUUGCCUACUGUCUCUCCAGAGCGCGUGACUGGGCUUGGGACAAAGUCAAAUUUUACAUUGAUGUGAAGAAGUUUCCCAUCUCCAUUGGCAUAAUCGUCUUUAGCUACACCUCCCAAAUUUUUCUGCCUUCCUUAGAGGGGAAUAUGCAGAAUCCUAAGGAGUUUCAUUGCAUGAUGAACUGGACUCACAUAGCAGCUUGCAUCCUCAAGGGACUCUUUGCCUUGGUAGCCUAUCUGACCUGGGCUGAUGAGACUAAAGAAGUCAUCACAGACAACUUGCCAUCCACCAUUAGGGCAGUAGUCAACAUUUUCUUGGUGGCCAAAGCCUUGCUUUCCUACCCCUUGCCCUUCUUUGCCGCUGUGGAAGUGCUGGAGAGAUCCCUUUUCCAAGAUGGAAACAGGGCAUUCUUUCCCAACUGUUAUGGGGGUGAUGGGAGGCUCAAGUCUUGGGGACUCACCCUCAGAUGUGGUCUGGUAGUUUUCACCUUGCUAAUGGCUAUCUAUGUCCCUCACUUUGCCCUCCUGAUGGGUCUUACUGGGAGCCUCACAGGUGCAGGUCUCUGUUUCCUGCUCCCAAGUCUCUUCCACCUCAAACUCUUGUGGAGGAAGCUUUUGUGGCACCAUGUCUUUUUUGAUGUCGCUAUUUUCGUUAUAGGUGGUAUCUGCAGCGUGUCUGGGUUCAUCCAUUCUUUAGAAGGUCUCAUAGAGGCUUUUAGAACCAGUUCUGACGAGUAA